Messenger RNA from Gadus chalcogrammus (walleye pollock), 2239 nucleotides. RefSeq names its product apoptosis regulator BAX-like. The transcript has 6 exons. Gene Ontology annotation, cellular component: mitochondrial outer membrane. Bases 174 to 770 code for a protein of 198 amino acids. Gene Ontology annotation, molecular function: protein homodimerization activity; protein heterodimerization activity. The record is from RefSeq and is a predicted model, not a curated record. Gene Ontology annotation, biological process: regulation of apoptotic process; intrinsic apoptotic signaling pathway in response to DNA damage; extrinsic apoptotic signaling pathway in absence of ligand. Lineage: Eukaryota; Metazoa; Chordata; Actinopteri; Gadiformes; Gadidae.
AUAACUAGAUAUACAUAACGUAGGCCUAAUUACCUGUCAUUUUUGUCCUGUCAUUAAAUUUGCUAUUUCAAUAGGAUCAAAAGAUCCCGCAAAGCACUUCCUGGACGGGUCUCUGGAGACUAUGAAUCGUAUAGGUUUACAUCGUUGACGAAAGAGAAAGUAAGGCCUAUACAAUGGACGGUGGCGGAGAUGAAAUAUCAGAUGAACGGAUAGCGGAGGCUUGUCUCAGAGGGGUCAUGGAGGAGGAGCUGAGGGAGGGCCACCUGGACGUCGAGGCUCCGGCGCUGCCACCGGGCCCCGAGCCGCAGAGUGAGGCGGAGAGAGAUUUGAUGGAUGAGUUGGGCCGAAGGGUUCGCCAACAGAGCUCCAUUCUCAAAGGCAACCAAGAGUUACAAGACUCCAUCGAUGGGGUGAUUCGAAUGCCAGGUUCAAUGAUGGACAAGUUCUCACAGCUGGCAGGCAAAGUGUUUAAGAAUGGAGUGACCUGGGAUAAAAUCAUAUUGCUGUUCUAUGUUGCCGGAAGGAUGGCAAUAAAGGUGAUGGAAGAUAAUCUGCCUCUACUGGUGAUUGAGAUCUUCAAGAUAGCGUUGAAUUACUUCAAGGAGAAACUACUGGGCUGGGUCGGUAGCCAUGGAGGAUGGAGCAACAGUCUGUCAGAGCUAAGUGGCCGUAUGCAGGGCAUGCCACUCACCACCAAGCAGACACUCAUCAUCAUCGCCGGCCUGGCCUUCCUAAGCAUCGUCGCCUGGAAGCGGACACGGAGGGCCUGAAGCCAGGGCCACGGAGGGCCUGAAGCCAGGGCCACGGAGGGCCUGAGGCCAGGGCCACGGAGGGCCUGAGGCCAGGGCCACGGAGGGCCUGAGGCCAGGGCCGCUUCCAGCCAUUUGGGUGAUUGCUUAGUGGUAGUUAUGACUCCAUUUCACCUACAGAUUUUGAUCUUACUCUCAUUUUGACAGAGAAAUCGGUUAUACCAGCCUGUUAUCAGUAUCAGUCACAUUCAGUUACUCAGUGGUGUAUUGUAAGGAUAGGUUUCUUCAGAUUGCAAAAUUAUUUUUACAAACAGAUUUUUUUAUAUUUGUAUUUGACAUAGGGCAAAGAAAAUAAUGCGUGCUCCGCAAAAAUAAAUAGCCUAACUAAAUAAGCGGGCCUCGUCCAUGCAGUAUACGCUCUGGCUCGGCUGCAUGUCUGACACGGCAGAAGUCGAAGAGCUCGUCCCUCGUUGCGGAUCAUCGUCCGUUAUCUGGAAAUAUUUCGGAUUUAGGGCAAGCGAUUUGAACCAGCAUCAAACAAUCUUCAAAGUGUGCCGUAGAGCUGUGUCAGCGCCGCAAGGCAACACCACUAAUUAAUUCAGCCACCUGAACACACACCACAAAAUAGACUGACGAAGGCAUGAAUGCUAUAAAAGUGUUGCAUCGGCUGCUAACACGAGUUGUCCCACAUCUAGCCAGACGUCCAUAAAUCGAGCCUGUACAGCAAGACACCGUGUCCAUCAGGUCACAAAGACACACCGAAAUCGCCAAUGCAAUCACAUUCCAUUUGGCCAAAGAUAUGUGUCCAAUAAACACCGUCAGGAAUGAAGUCUUCAAGAAAAUGGUAAACAUACUGGACAAUAGGUAUGUUAUCCCCUCGCGCAAUUAUUUUUUCAAAGUGGCGUAUUCAAAACGUCAGGGACAAUGCCUUUUGUUCUGGUGCAUUCUCUGGUGGCAUAUUUAUUUUAGUAAUCCUAUUUAUUUCAACGCCUUAUUUACAAGUUUAACAAAUCUUUUACAAUUUAAACAUUGUCAAAUCUGUGCCCUGUUGAUUUUAAGUUGGUGAUAUCUAUGCAAAGAUUUGUACAUUAGCAGGAAUGUAGCACAAUGGUUCACGGUUGUUAAAGCAGUGUUAUGUUAACGUGAUCGUUCAAUAAAAAUAUUUGUCAAUCAAAUGAAUAAUCGUGGUAAAUAAUCGGGAUAUCAGUAUUGAUCAAAAUAAUUGUGAUAAUCAUGUUGGCCAUAAUCCCGCACCUCUAAUAUUUCUUUCUUUCUUUAUUUCAAGGGUAGCCCCUUGAGAUGUAUCAUCUCAUUUUCGAGGGGGUCCUUACAAUAAUGACAAAUAAUACAAUGAAAGUAAAAAGUAAGUUAUAAACAUAAAUUCAAACACAUAAGCACAAGGACAAACGCACGCACACUCACACACCCACACUCACACACCCACACACACACACGCACACUCACACACCCACACACACACACACACACAC